CAUCGAGCGGCGGCGCGCUCCUGCGUCUGUUGUGAUUCGGCUGAAGGAAGAUAAACUCCUGCUGAAGCAAAUGUAGGGAUGGCGUUUAUUAAACAGGAGAGUGAAGACAUCAGGAUUGCAGACGUGUUCACACUGAAACAGGAAGAUCCUGAGAGGACUGAAGAAACAUUCAGAGUCAAACAUGAAGAUCCUGAGCAGCAAACAGAGCUGACUGAACCGAAAGAGGAGACUGAAGUAAAGAAUGAAAUAGAAGAGAAAGACCAAUAUACGAGGCAUCUUGAUUUCAAUACUGAAGAACAAUCUUCAAGUAGCUCAGAAACUGAAAAGACUUCCUCACAGGAAAGAGCUCAAAAAAACAAAGGUGCAAAUUCUUUUACCUGCCAAGAGUGCGGGAGGAGUUUCAGUCAAUCUGGAACACUUAAAGUCCACAUGAGGAUUCACACUGGAGAGAAACCGUACUCCUGCCAGCAGUGUGGAAAGAGUUUCAGACAAUCGACAACACUAAAUGUCCACAUGAGGACUCACACCGGAGGGAAACCUUAUUCCUGCCAGCAGUGUGGAAAGAGUUUUAGUCAUAGAUUAAGCUUUACAAUGCACAUGAGAGUCCACACUGGUGAGAGGCCUUACCCUUGCUCUCAGUGUGACAAGAGUUUUAAUAGGAAUAGCGACCUUCAGCUCCACAUGAGAGUUCACACUGGAGAAAAGCCCUUCACCUGCCAACAGUGUGGUAAGGGUUUCACCCGAAAAGGAACCCUUAAAGACCACAUGACAAUUCACACUCAAGAGAAGCUUUUCACCUGCAAAACGUGUGGAAUAACUUUCACUCAAAAAGAAAUCUUCAAGAUACACAUUAUAAUUCACAAUAGCGAGAAGCCGUUCACCUGUAACCAGUGUGGAAAGAGUUUUGAUCAAGAAGAAAAGUUCAAACUUCAUAAGAGGUUCCACUCUGUAGAGAAACAUUUCCCGUGCUCUCACUGUGGGAAGAGUUUCAGGCAGAAACAACACUUCGAAGACCACAUGAGGAUUCACACUGGAGAGGAGGUCUACACGUGCCCUCACUGCGAGAGGAGUUUCAGUUACAAAUAUCGGCUUGAUGACCACAUAAGAAUUCACAACAGAGAAAAGCGGGAAUUCACCUGCGACCAAUGUGGGAAGAGUUUCAGCCAGAAAUCAGAACUUAACAGGCACAUGAGGGUUCACACCGGAGAGAAACCCUUUUCUUGUGGUCACUGUGGAAAGAGUUUCAAACAUAAUUCAGGGCUUAAAUACCACAUGAACUCCCACAAAUUUACGCAUUAGAUCAGUAGAUGGAGAAAGUGGUGUUUGUGGCUGUUUAAAUGCAUGUGUUUUUAACUACCUCUGAAAGUGGUCAAAUGUGGACAAGUUUAAACAUUCUAGCCCUAAUUAUACCUGUAUCUAGAGUAGUCAACUUGCAUUCCCUGCAUGUGUAAUAUAAUAUAAUAUAGUAUAUGGUUAAUAUAUUAAUAUAUGUUGCACACUUUCCUUUCCAUAACAAAAUAAAUAUCAGUAUUUGUGAAGUCCUCAAUUCGGCAUUCCAGUCAUGUCAAGAGAAGUCCUCCACCCCUAUUCCUCCUUCCUUUAUAGACAGCGCGGCACAGCGGCCCUCACAGCAAGAACGUGGUUCAAGUCCUUACCAGGCCAGCUGACGUUUCUGUGCGGAGUUUACACUGAGUUUCCUCCCACAGUCCAAAGACAUGCGACAUAGAUGAACUGAACAAACCAAAUUGGCACUAUGGACGAGCUCUAGCCAGCAGUAGUCUUCAGCAGUAUAGUUCUUGAGAUCUACCCGAGCUCAAACUCCCCUCUCACCCUUCAAACAGGAGGUAGCUCCAGGCUCGAGGAUCUUUUGAUAUUCUUAGAAACUGUGCAUCUGUGCUGAAUGGAGCUGCUUAGGGAUGUACAAGACUCUCAUGCAAUUCAAAUAAUAGAAUGGUAAUCAGGUUUUCUGAUGAUAAAGAGGUUAAUCUGGGUGGUCCUUGGCUGGAAUUUGUAUGGUCAACAAUAUUUAAGGGGAAAAGGGAGUGUUCUUAACUUGACUCUUGAUUCCCAAGGUAUACACACUUACUGAUGUUUCAGGUUGUGAUUGGUGUUCAUGCACCAGCUGAAAGGUUUGCUAGAAUUUUACAGCGGGAAUGUCAUACUAAUUGUUUUAAAAAUGUAUUUAAUUGAGGAUUAAGUGUUCAGGAUGUCCCUUGAUGCCUUUGAAAAAUAAAUAAUAA
Molecule: messenger RNA, 2240 nt
Organism: Danio aesculapii
Lineage: Eukaryota; Metazoa; Chordata; Actinopteri; Cypriniformes; Danionidae
Gene: znf971
Product: zinc finger protein 971
Exons: 3
Coding region: 79-1299 (406 amino acids)
Source: RefSeq, a predicted model, not a curated record